Argiope bruennichi is the source of this 1966-nucleotide messenger RNA. RefSeq lists its product as uncharacterized. NCBI's taxonomy places the organism in Eukaryota, Metazoa, Arthropoda, Arachnida, Araneae, Araneidae. The coding region runs from base 202 to 903 and encodes 233 amino acids. The record is from RefSeq and is a predicted model, not a curated record. The transcript has 4 exons.
CGCUAGUUCUCUCGUCGGCUACGCUACAGGUGCUAAUUGAAAUCUCGCUUCUUCCAUCGUUUGUCAGAUGAAUCCUACGAUUAACACUACCCCUAAUUCGUUCACUGUGUUUAAACCCUGGUAAAAGAGUAAUCAAAAAUUAAGGAUCUCAAAAGUUGAUUGGAAUUCAGGUGGUUAUCUAAUUUUAAGAGCUUAAAUAGUAUGCAUAAGUUUAAAUUUCGGCGCCCGAAUUGGCGGAAUGAGGAAAUUGACAUUUUCUUGAAGUCAUGGAGAGAACAUGCUCACUUGAAUCGUUUUUUUAAAAAAGGCUGUAAUAGAAAUCUUUUAUACUCGGCGAUUGUGAAAGAUCUUCAAAAGGAAGGUUUUAGUCGAUCGAUGGCGGAGAUUACAAUUAAAAUGAGAACAAUGACGAGACUCUUCAGGAGAACAGAGCAUGGUGGUUCUUCAGAUUAUAGAUGGUUCGACGAAAUAAAAGAAAUACUGCAUAUAGAAAAGGAUGCACGUAAAGACAGACGAUACGUUGCUGCUCCUCGUCAGAUGGAUCCAUCAUUAGAGUUGCUUUAUAGACCAUAUAUAGAAGCAAAUGUUACUGAACUUGAUGAAGAAGUCACAGCUCCUGAUUUUAAUGAUGAUAGCAAUUCUAUUCCAGAUUAUAAAUAUUAUACUGCGGCAAAGCAUGUUGAACCAGAAGGGACAAAUACUAAUCACUUGAGCAUACCUGAUUUAUCAACCAGUGAUUCUCAGAAUAUUACAGAAAAUGUUCUAAUGAGUUGUUUGGAAGAAUUCCAAAAAUGUAACCGUGAACUUGAAGCAAAUGAUAUAGCAAUAUUGAGACAAUUCAAAGAACAAAAUGAUAUAUUUAGAGCACACACUGCACUAUUAAGAAAACUUUUAAAUGAUUAAAUGUUUGCUGUUACAUAAUAAUCUUAUUAUUGGUCUGUAAACAAUAUAAUUAUUAUAACAUUUAAUUAAAAAAUUCUUGGUAUUAUAUUUCAGCUUUAUUCUUGGUAUUAUAUUUCAGCAAGCUUUUUUUUAAUUCUAGGAUAUGUGAUAUAAUUAAAAAUAAAAUAUAAGAAAUUAUUAUGUGUGGCUCAGAAUUCAAUAUAAAACAUUUGGUGAUUUUCCUCUUAAAAUAUUCUGUGUAAAUUUUCUCCAUUGAUGUGUGAUAAAAUUAUUCAUUUGUUAUUUAGCAGUUAUUUUCAAAAAGAACAAUUAAAAAUGCUAUAAGCCUGCUUAUCAAAUAAAUAAAUUUGUCAGAAAUACAAGCGUCUUAAAUUUAAAAAUAUUAGUAUUGCAUUAUAUACAGAUAAAUAAUUAUUAAAAUCAUUAAUUAAUGUGUAAUUACUUUUUAUAUUAUAUUGAAUAUCAGUUAUUCAUUAAAUGUUUACUGUAUAUCUAUCAUAAUUACAAACUAUUAUUUAUUUUUAAAAAAAUUUAUUUGUGGUUAAUCUUUUAAGAAUUUUAUCACUUUAGUCUCUUCCCCUGCCCUCAUUAUAUGAAUAUUAAAAAAUAAAUAAAUCUGAUAUAUGUAUAUGCAUUCAAAAUUGUUAAAAUAAAAAUAAAUAAAUCAUUAACCUGUUGAUUAAGUUAAAAAUUUAUAAAAAUAUGAUAUUAAAUUGACCAAUUCUUAAAAAAAGCCCUUAUAAUGCCCCACCUGGGAUCAUAAAAUAUCUUAAAACUGCAAAUGUUUUUAACGGCUUGACAACUUUGCUGUAUUAAGAAAAAAAUAUAUUAAAUAUCCAAUUAAAUUCAGGAGGUGUAAACUUGCCAUCAUUUCUGAAACUUCAGUUAUCUUUUUGCAAAAUUAUCAAAAAAGAAAUAUGUUUCUGCAUUAUCAAUUAAAGGCAGCUCAAUGAUUUUUGUAAGUUGAUAUUUGUUGGAAUGUAUAAUCAUUGAGAAUUUGUCUUGAAAUAUGUUUUCAGACUUUUUUUCUUUUCUUUUUACAGGUAUUUUUUUAAUGUUUGAA